This is a messenger RNA of Procambarus clarkii (red swamp crayfish), 471 nucleotides long. NCBI's taxonomy places the organism in Eukaryota, Metazoa, Arthropoda, Malacostraca, Decapoda, Cambaridae. The record is from RefSeq and is a predicted model, not a curated record.
AUGUUCCAGAUGCAGGAUGUUCCAGCCGUCGAUGUUCUAGCUGUUGAUGUUUCAGCUGGCGGUGUUCCAGCUGAUGAUGUUCCAACUGAUGCUCUUCCAGCUGCUGAUGUUACAGCCGGCGUUGUUCCAGCUGUAGAUGUUCCACCUACUGAUGUUCCAACUGCGGAUGUUCCAGACGAUGAUGUUCCAGCCGAUGAUGUUCCAGCUGAUGUUGUUCCAGCCGCUGAUGUUACAGCUGCUGAUGUUCCAGCCGCGGAUGUUCCAACCGAUGAUGUUCCAGCCUAUGAUGUUCCAGCUGACGACGUUCCAGCUGCUGAUGUUCCAGCUGGCGAUGUUCCAGCUGACGACGUUCCAGCUGCCGAUGCUCCAGCUGACGACGUUCCAGCUGCUGAUUUACGGAUCAGUAGUAUUACUGGCGUCGAUUUAACUUUGCCUCAGAUCUACAAGAUAUUGUUGAAGUUCUCGGCGUAA